Labrus mixtus (cuckoo wrasse) is the source of this 7682-nucleotide messenger RNA. RefSeq names its product RIC1 homolog, RAB6A GEF complex partner 1 (gene ric1). Gene Ontology annotation, molecular function: protein binding. Gene Ontology annotation, biological process: retrograde transport, endosome to Golgi; intracellular protein transport. The transcript is spliced from 27 exons. The record is from RefSeq and is a predicted model, not a curated record. Gene Ontology annotation, cellular component: Ric1-Rgp1 guanyl-nucleotide exchange factor complex; Golgi membrane; cytosol. NCBI's taxonomy places the organism in Eukaryota, Metazoa, Chordata, Actinopteri, Labriformes, Labridae. Bases 490 to 4815 code for a protein of 1441 amino acids.
GCGAGACUCUUAGUAAAGAUGGCGACCGUGAGGAGCAGAAGAGUGAAAACUGGACGCUUUACCCCUAAUAAACACCGUUGGUCCAGACAUCGUAAACAUUGACGCGGGAGCGAACGUUAAUCGACCCCUUUGUCCGCGACAGUGCGCUAUUUGGUGCUGUUUUGUGUCGUUGAAGACCUGGCUCCUUUUCUUUUCGGGUAGGGCUGUCGUUGCAUUGGAUAGCUCAUUAGCUUCAAGUUGGAAAGCCAAUGCUAGCCGAGAGCUAGCCGUGUUGCUCCAUCGGCUGCUGGGAUCUCACUGCACGGCGUUCAUGGAUUGAUCGCUUCUACCAGUGUAAACGCUGGGCUCCAUGUAUCUAUUUCAAGUUAUAUUAAGAAGAUAAAAGCGCAAAUGACUCACUUGGAUUAAAAUACUUUUUUUUUUUUGAGGAAUAAGGGGGCGCACACAACCUGGCAUUGCGACACUGUUUUGAGUGUCGAGUUUGCCGUCAUGUAUUUUCUAACCGGCUGGCCCCGAAGGCUGCUUUGUCUGAGGAGCGAAGAGGAGCCCUUCCACAUCCAGCCCAGUUCCCAGAGGUUUUACUUCGCCGUGCUUUCAGAGACACAGCUCGGCAUCUGGUUCAGUCGGCCCAGUGUUUUGAUUGUCAGCUAUAUCGAAUCGGCAAAGGCGGCGGCCCAGUUCGGCUCCUACCAGAAGGCAGAAUGGAAACCAGACGACUCCAUGAUAGCUGUGGCAACUGCCAACGGCUACAUCCUCUUGUUCGAUGUGUUGGGUGUCGGGGACGACAAGUCCCUCUAUGAGCCUGUGUAUCCAAAAGGAAGUCCUCUUGUGAAGGUGACCCCGGGUUAUAAGGAGGAACAAUGUGCCCCCGCUCUGUCUUUAGAGAUGAAGAAGCCCGUGGAUCUGGAAGCCCCCAUCACCAGUCUGCAGUCCCUACAGGAGGACUUGCUGGUGUGUACGGCAGACGGAUACCUCCACGUGCUGCACUGGGACGGGCUGGGCAGCAACGGACGUAAGGCUAUCUGCCUCACUACGAUCCCCUUCUCGCUAGACCUGCAGUCUGCUCGAGGUGGUCCCUCUCUGGACCUGGAGGGAGCAUAUAUCCGUUGUAUGGAGUAUUGUGUGACCCUGGACGGCUUCGCUGUGGUACUGAGUGACGGUCGCCUGGGCUUUAUCACACCGCUCAGCAACAACAUCACAGCAGAUCAGCUGCAGGGUGUCUGGGCAGCAGACGUCACUGAUGGCACCUGUGUGGCUGUCAACAACAAGUACAGACUGAUGGCCUUUGGGUGUGCCAGCGGCUCAGUGCUGGUUUACAUGAUAGACACCACUACAGGGUCCAUGCAGCUCUCCCACAAACUGGAGCUCACUCCGAAACACUACCCAGACAUCUACAACAAGACAGGCCCAGUCAAGCUCAUCCGUUGGUCACCUGACUUUAGCGUUGCCAUGGUUACAUGGGAGUGUGGUGGCCUAUCGCUGUGGAGCGUCUUUGGAGCUCACCUCAUCUGCACUCUGGGCGAGGACUUUGCGUAUCGUUCUGAUGGUACCAAGAAGGACCCAAUUAAAAUCAGCUCUAUGAGCUGGGGAGCAGAGGGCUACCACCUGUGGGUGCUCCCUCACAUACAGGAAAAGAAAAGGCAGACGGAGGAGGAGGAGGAGAUGGACUCACCUCCUCAGCCCUCGCUUCAGGCAGGCAUACUUCAGUUUCACUUCAUCAAGUCUGCCCUCACAGUGAACCCCUGCACGAGUAACCAGGAGCAGGUGUUGCUCCAUGGUGAAGACCGCCUCUACCUGACCUGUGGUGACCCCACACAGGUCAACAGCACCUCUGACACACACGCGCACACACAUCUACACCCACGUGAGGGCAGCCCGAUGCACCAUCCCCCCAACCCAGACUCCUCUCUCUCUCAGGGACUCAGCACUUUACUGGGACACAAGCAUUGGCACGUGGUCCAGAUCCACAGCACAUACCUAGAGAGCAACUGGCCUAUACGGUUUGCAGCCAUAGACUCAGCAGGCCAGUGCAUGGCUGUAGCAGGGAGGCGGGGCUUUGCACACUACUCCUUAUACACAAGAAAAUGGAAGCUGUUUGGAAAUAUUACACAGGAGCAGAACAUGACAGUAACUGGAGGUCUGGCGUGGUGGAAAGACUUUGUAGUGGUGGCUUGUUACAAUUUUACAGACCAGCAAGAGCAGUUGAGACUCUAUCAGCGCUCGACCAACCUGGACAACGCCUUCGCAUCCGUCACAAAGCUGCACUCAGACACUCUGCUGCUCAAUGUCUUCAGGGACAUGGUCAUCCUAUUCAGAGCCGACUGCUCCAUCUGCCUCUACAGCAUCGAGAGGAGGAACGACAGUCCCCACCCGACAGCCAGUGUGGAGUUGUUGCAGGAGGUGUCGAUGUCUCGCUACAUCCCUCACCCUGCCCUUGUGGUCUCCGUCACUCUCACCUCUGUACGCACAGAGACCGGGAUCACAUUGAAAGCACCGCAGCAGGCCUGCAUGGCAGAGAGCAUCAUGUUGAACCUGGCUGGCCAGUUGAUCAUGCUGCAGAGGGAUCGUUCAGGACCGCAGGUACGAGACAAGGAGACGCCCGCCAACAACAAGAAGCUGCUACCAUUCAGUCCUCCUGUAGUACUUGCCCAGUGUGUGGAGAAUGUGUGGACCACCUGUCGCUCCAACAGGAAGAAGCGCCACCUGCUGGAGGCCCUUUGGUUGUCAUGUGGCGAGGCAGGCAUGAAAGUCUGGCUGCCGCUGUUUCCCAGAGACCACCGCAAGCCUCACACCUUCCUCUCCAGGCGCAUCAUGCUGCCUUUCCACAUCAACAUCUACCCUCUGGCCGUGCUGUUUGAGGACGCCCUUGUGCUCGGGGCGACUAAUGAGACUGUGCUCUACGAUGGGCUGCAGGGAUCCUCCGAGCCACUGGAGGCGCUGUUCCCCUUCUGCACUGUAGAGAGGACCUCUCAGAUCUACCUCCAUCACAUCCUGAGGCAGCUGCUGGUUCGCAACCUUGGUGAACAGGCUUUGAUGCUGGCUCAGUCGUGUGCCUCCCUCCCCUACUUCCCCCAUGUCAUGGAGCUCAUGGUUCACGUCGUGCUGGAAGAAGAGGCUACGUCGCGGGAGCCCAUCCCCGACCCUCUGCUGCCCACCGUGGCAAAGUUCAUCACAGAAUUCCCUCUCUUCCUCCGGACCAUUGUCCACUGUGCCAGGAAGACCGAGUAUGCCCUGUGGAACUACCUGUUCGCUGCUGUGGGAAACCCUAAAGAUCUGUUUGAGGAGUGUCUCAUGGCUCAAGACCUGGACACAGCAGCCUCCUAUCUCAUCAUACUGCAGAACAUGGAGGUUCCAGCAGUGAGCAGACAGCACGCCACUCUUCUCUUCAACACAGCACUCGAGCAGGGCAAGUGGGACCUCUGCCGACACAUGAUCCGAUUCCUCAAAGCCAUUGGCUCUGGGGAGAUGGAGACUCCGCCCCCCACACCCACCACUCAGGAACCGAGUUCAACCGGAGGUUUUGAGUUCUUCAGAAAUCGCAGCAUCAGUUUGUCGCAGUCGGCCGACUCUAUCACUACAGGCAAGUUCAACCUGCAGAAGACUUUCAGUAUGCCGACUGGACCCUCUGUUAAAGGUCGGGAUGUGGAGUGUGCAGAGAACAUGUACAUUGACAUGAUGCUCUGGCGUCAUGCUCGCCACCUCCUCGAGCAGGUACGCCUUCGCGACCUCGGGUGCUUCUCCGCACAGCUUGGUUUUGAACUCAUCGGCUGGUUGUGUCGGGAACGGAACCGCGUGGCCCGCGUCGACGACUUCGUUUCGGCAUUGAAGAGACUCCAUAAAGACUUUCUCUGGCCCUUCCCUGUUAACCCCGCGGGAAGCCUCAGCUCACCCCUGAAGAACGGACGCUGUCGCACGGUUCUGAGCACACGGCUGUUGAAGUCGCAGUCAGCUGACAGCCUGCUGAACAGCGACAUGGACACAGCACCCACACAGGCAGCUCCAACCAAUCACACGUGGCUGGACGGGCUCGGCCAGCGACCCAAAGACAUGGACACGGCCUCUUCCUCACACUCCAACCAACACUCACCACAGACACACGAUGCGUUCCUGUCCCUGCUCACAAACAAAGUGGAGGAGUACAGCGUCGGCUCGGCCACAGACCUGACAGAGACCAGCUCGGUGGUGGAUGGUGAUUGGACGAUGGUGGACGAGAACUCCUCCACUCUGAGCCUGAGUCAGGCCGAGCUUGAGCACAUCUCCAUGGAGCUUGCCAACAAAGGCCCUCACAAGUCACAGGUGCAGCUCAGGUAUCUCCUUCAUGUGUUUAUGGAGGCGGGCUGUUUGGAGUGGUGCGUUGUGAUUGGUUUGAUCCUGCGGGAUGCAAACGUCAUAAAGCAGGUGAUCGGCUUCCUUGACAGCCCUGAGGUUCCCCAAGAAACUGUACAGAGUGUUCGACACGGCUUAUUGGCUGUGGACACGUGGGCCUCCACUGACUGCCUGGGCUACAAACCGUUCCUGAACCUGAUCCAGCCACAGCUGCAGGAGCUGAUGGACUCAGCAGCAGGCGAGCCGGUGCAGCCCGAGGCCUUUCAGCCGAGCAGCCAGAGCUCCAAGCUCGGCUGCUCUGAAGUCCCGGGAGGUGCGGCAGCACCGCGGGCGGAGGACAGCAGAGGAGCAGUGUCUCAGCUCGGCUUGGCUCUGCCCUCCCUCGAGCCUGCGGGUGGUUUUUCUCGCCCCCCCUCUGAGGACUGUCCUCCUGAGCAGACAGAGGAGCAGGGAGAGGAGGAGGGAGCCUACGACUGCACCUUGUCCUGAAGCCAGGAGCCUCCUUUGGACUCUUAACCUGUGAACUUUAGAGCCUCAGGAGGAGAGUAGAAAAACAGACUUUAUUUUGUGUGGGUGUGUGCACAGAAAGUACCUCUCCUGCGGGUUCUUACUUCAGUCAGUAUUAUCCACUCUUCAAAUGUGCCCUUUGUGUCGACUAAAACUCCUGUGGACACUUCGCUAUAGACAGAGCGACACUACCUAUCAGCAAAAAGACACCAUCCCUCGAUGAGAGACAACAACCAGUCUGAUGGUUCCUUUCCAACAGUCCCAAUUUUACCGAAAUAUGCCGACAAAACCACCCAUGUCAGUCCGUGCGUAUAUAUAUAUUGAGUUGUGGUGGUUUAGAAGCUGUAGAGCAGCACAAAAGGCACCAAGAUUUUUUUUUUUCCAAGAAAGACAUUUUUUUGUGUGUGUAACAUUUCUUUGGCACUCAUUCGAAUGCAACUGGAGACUUUGACCCGACAAAAAAAAAACUAUUUUCAGUUUUAAAAAAUCAGUUCAGAGGCUGUGUGUGUGUGUGUGUGUGUGUGUGUGUGUGUGUGUGUGUGUGUGUGUGUGUGUGUGUGUGUGUGUGUGUGUGUGUGUGUGUGUGUGUGUGUGUGUGUGUGUGUGUGUGUGUGUGUGUGUGUGUGUGUGUGUGUGUGUGUGUGUUGUGCUCGGUGUGUGAGUGUUUGCGCGUGUCUGUGUGAGAUCAUAGCCAUCAUGCUACAUCCCCAGAACAAAGCUCUCUAGUCAUGAACCAACAGUGUGUCCGAGUAAGUGUGCUGUGUGGAGAGUGGGUUUCAUACUUUCAUACCUCAUAUGAUUUUAAAAUAUUUUGUGAUACCUUUUUCAAAAAAAUGUAACAUUGUACAAGAAAACCUUAUUUUUCUAUAAAUACCACCUUGUCCCUGACAAAAAAAUAAAUCACUCAUGGUAUGAAUUCUGUGUAAUUCUAAUGAAGCUAUGACCUUAAGAUUUCUAAGAAAACGACCUCUGAGAAGAAUCCACUGAUGUGAGUGCAGACCAGUUUCUUUACCACUGAUUAGUUACUGAUCAGUAACCUGAUUAGUUAUUAGUUGCUAUGGUCCAGUCCCCUGAAGGUCAGAUUAGUGUUGCGCCUACCUGAGGUGAGCAUGGUCAAGGCUGUAGUUAAUGCAGGGAAGGGCUCAAACAGACGCUCUAAAAAAACAAAACAAAUCAUGUGACACUUUAUCCGGCUUUGAAACACACAUUUGGGUUACAGUCUCCAUGUUGGAGAUUUAAAAAAAAAAAAAAAUGUGUUGUGUAUCAUCAGCAAGGCAGAUUGUGUGAUUAAAUCCAUCCUGUUUAUUUAGGUUGAUCUUUUAUUGUGGAACGUCAUUCAUCCUUUGUGAGAAGUAAUCAGUAUCAUGUCAACCUCCUGAUAAACCUAAACUCGAGGAGCCCUCUGAUUGUGGUGUGAUAAUACAUCAGUACACAUGGAAAAAAACACUUGAUUGCUGACAUUGUGCUAGCUUUGACAAACAUUACAUAUCCUGCUAGCAUUACAUAGUUGUUAGUGUGUCGGUGCAUUUACGAGCAUUCUCGCUGAUGCAGCAUUUGAGGCUGAAUCGGAGGUUGAUGCAGAAAACUGGUUUUGGUACCAGAACACCUCAACUCGUGUCAGGACUUUUAAGGUCACAUGUCAGUACCUUCAAACAUGUAUCUUGCCGUGGUUGUGUAAUAUUAUUCUCACAACUUAAGGACUUCUACUUUCGUCCAGAUCAACAAACAUAUCACAUCCCUGUACCGCUUGAGACGAUGGUCGCUGUUUUUUUUUUGUUUUUUUUGUCACAUGCAUUUGUGUUCUUCUGUGUGGAUUUCUGAGUGUGUGUACCACACUGUGUUGACAUGCAGUUUGUUUUUAACGGUAUUAGUCCUCAUAUUUACCAUUAUUUAUUGGCAUUAUAGCUGAGUGGUAAUUAAUGAAUUGAUGCUUAGUUUGUUUAAAUGACUGAUAACCCCCUCCCAUUGAGUUAAUCAAAGUCGUGUAUUGGCUCUGUACCACAAGCACUAAACGGUUAAUCACAGACAGUAUUAUAAUGUGCAAUGUAUUCAAAUGUUACUCAGCUUUAUUUUUUUAAUGUGCUUCACUUCCUGUCUUUUUAUUUUGCUCCCAGAGUUUUCUGCUUCUGCUUUUCAUGAUCGACCAAAUCAUUUGUAUAGGUGAGGUUUCGCUGCGAGAGGACUUAGGUGUGUGGUUUCAGUUCAAUUUAAAUUCUUCAGAGCUUUUUUUUUUCGGUUUCUUUGAACACUUUAUUCAUCAAAAGGGCAAAAUGACUAUGAAGCACAUUGUUGUUGCUUAUGUAAACAUGAAUCCUGUCGCCCCCUUUGUCUCCUUUUUGAACAAGCCUACAGCUCCACGACGUUGCUGCACUGUGAGCUUUACUUGAAAACAGUAACACGAUGAACCAAAGACUUUACGUCCAGAGGCCUUCUGUUUUAACUGUUGGACUCAUUAUGCAUAGGGGGCAAAAACACACAAAACCCUCCCUGCCAUUUGAAACAUAAACAUGAAUACUCUAAACUAAUGCUGACAGCAUACAAGACAGUUUCCUACGGAAAUGAAUAUUACAGAUCUUUUCUGAGCAGGCGGUCGGGUGUUUCUGGUGGUACUCGGGUGUCCCGUUCACUCAGAGGUGGACGGCGCUCCCUCCCCUCCUCCUGUGUACAGUGUAAAAGUAUUUCCUGUUUCCUGACUCAGAGUGAAGUUUUAUUUCUGGGGCGAGAGCAGCAAACAUCCUCAAUGCAAUGUAAAGAUGCUCUCUUGUACAUUUGCCUUUUCUAUUCAGUUUUGGUUUUCUACUUCAUUUUUUUCCUUGUACAUACAGACCAAUAAAUUAUUUUUAAAAAUG